This is a messenger RNA of Bursaphelenchus xylophilus (pine wood nematode), 398 nucleotides long. Lineage: Eukaryota; Metazoa; Nematoda; Chromadorea; Rhabditida; Aphelenchoididae. The record is from the annotation of a GenBank genome assembly.
AUGAGUUUUGUGGCGCGUCUCCGCGUAUCCACCGCUAUUUCUCGUCUGACUCGCAUUCAAUCUAAGCGUCAAGCCUCUGGUGGACAUCAUGAGAUUGUGAACCCUGGCCCACCAAUUACCCUUGACUAUUUGCCUAUUCCCCAGCACUCGUACGGAGUUGUUUAUGGUGAACUCCAGCGCAAAUUCAACACUUAUUUGAUUGGUGCUUCUAUCUUUGUCGUUUCCGCGUUUGCUUUGGUAAGUGUUAAAUUGCUUUUUGUUAUUUAGAAAAGUUAACCUUAGCGGAGAAUGGUCUAAUAAUGCUAUUCCAGGCUAUCUACGAUGAUGUCUUUGCCUACAGGGCCAUUGCCAAGCCAGAGAGUUACCGUCUAAAGCAACCAGGAGUUCUCGCCAAGUAA